Mesitornis unicolor (brown roatelo) is the source of this 2124-nucleotide messenger RNA. It is a transcript of the gene ARRDC3, whose product is annotated as arrestin domain containing 3. Gene Ontology annotation, biological process: protein transport. The record is from RefSeq and is a predicted model, not a curated record. NCBI's taxonomy places the organism in Eukaryota, Metazoa, Chordata, Aves, Mesitornithiformes, Mesitornithidae. The transcript has 7 exons. Gene Ontology annotation, cellular component: cytoplasm. The annotation marks the transcript as partial.
ACGAUGACAAUUCAGAAGAAGGCCUUCACACCAUCCAUUCGGGAAGGCAUGAAUAUGCAUUCAGCUUCGAGCUUCCACAGACACCACUUGCUACCUCAUUCGAAGGCAGACAUGGCAGUGUGCGCUAUUGGGUGAAAGCCGAAGUGCAUAGGCCUUGGUUUCUACCAGUAAAAUUAAAGAAGGAAUUUACAGUCUUUGAACAUAUAGAUAUCAACACUCCUUCAUUACUGUCACCCCAAGCAGGCACAAAAGAAAAGACUCUCUGUUGUUGGUUUUGUACCUCAGGCCCAAUAUCCUUAAGUGCCAAAAUUGAAAGGAAGGGCUACACCCCAGGUGAAUCAAUUCAGAUCUUUGCUGAGAUUGAGAACUGCUCUUCCCGUGUGGUGGUGCCAAAGGCAGCCAUUUACCAAACACAGGCAUUUUAUGCCAAAGGGAAAAUGAAGGAAGUCAAACAGCUUGUUGCCAACCUGCGUGGGGAUUCCUUGUCAUCUGGCAAAACAGAAACCUGGAAUGGCAAACAGCUGAAAAUUCCACCCGUUUCCCCUUCAAUCCUCGACUGCAGUAUAAUCCGUGUGGAAUAUUCACUGAUGGUCUAUGUUGAUAUUCCAGGCGCCAUGGAUUUAUUCCUUAACUUACCACUGGUCAUUGGUACCAUUCCUCUACACCCCUUUGGUAGCAGAACAUCCAGUGUGAGCAGCCAGUGUAGCAUGAACAUGAAUUGGCUUGGCCUGACACUGCCUGAAAGGCCAGAAGCACCUCCUAGCUAUGCAGAGGUGGUCACGGAGGAACAGAGGCAGUCCAGCCUUGCACCCAUGGGUGCUUGUGAUGACUUUGAGAGAGCGCUUCCAGGACCAUUGUUUGCAUACAUCCAGGAGUUCCGUUUUCUGCCUCCACCCCUCUAUUCAGAAAUUGAUCCAAACCCUGAUCAGCCCACAGAUGAUAGACCAUCUUGCCCCUCUCGCUGAAGGAGUCCAUCGGGAGCUGACUUGGCUUGGGUUUCGGAUCAUACUUAACCGUGUUGAAGGUCAAGGCGUCUUCGUGGAGACACAAUUUCGGAGGAGGUGGUUUUGCUCUUGCCUGUAUGGUGAACAAAUGAAAACAACCUGUGACCAUGCUUUGAAGCCUACAGUAACAUUGUAGGACUGCUCCACAUGCUUGAAGACCUGAGCUUUUUUUUUUCCCUCCCCCCCCCUCCUUUAAAUACUGGCACAUACUAGGAGCAGCCUUACUAACCUACAGUCAUGUGUGUCAAAACACUCAAACCACGUUGUAAGAGAGGGAUGGCUUCCUCUUAUGAUUUGGAGAUUUGCACAUGCUCAUCGCUUACGUUGUGCGGUUCAGUAUCACUACAGCUUUUUCUCAUUUAUGCCGGACUGUUGUUACCCCCUCUUAUUUGUUUGUGGUCCGCACAGUAAGGAGCAAAAGAAAGCUUUGACAUAAAAAAAAAACAACAGCAACAGACUUUGACAAAUGCACUGACUUUUCUUUCUUUAAUUUAAUGUAGCCUGGACUUUACCUGCAUAUGCACAUGCUCAGAAUUGUCCUAGUAGGCUGAUCAUGUAUCACCUCUUCAGCUUGGAUGCUAUUGUGGAUUUAUUUACAAACAUCAAAUGCCUUCAAGCCAAUCUUUCUUGCUGUAUGUUUUGCAGCCUACUGUAGUAGAUACGCAACAGAUGUGGGGCUGGGGCGGGGAGUGGAGAGUUAAUAGAGAGAAACUAAUAGGCUUCAUCAAGAUUGUAUACCUUCUUGAUUUCCUUUCAGAAUUUGUUGCCUUUCUACUAUUAUCGCAAAGCAGCAUUUUGUUACAGACUGCCUAAAAAAAUCACUUAAUCUCAGGUGAACUCAUCACUUGCCAAACUGUUGGAAUGCUAUUUGUUUUGUUACGUUGCACUGUUGAGUUACUUCUUUUUUUUGUUUUGUGUUUGUGUUUUGUUUUUUUGUUCUUUGUUCGAGAGGGGGAUCUGGAAUAGGGACAUACACAAAAGUUACAAAACCCACCCUCAUUCCCAUUUCUCUUUCUGCGUAAUAAAAAAGAUGUUCAAGUUUUGAAGCUUUAAAAAAAAGAAACAAAGGCACAAAUGAAAGCAGCACCAGCAGACACCAGCUCAGCCUCAAAAAAUUUUU